AUGGAAGCUGGUGGAAUCUUCGAGCUCCGCGUACGCCUUUACUGGUUUCAAGCUUUCUGUACAUCGAGUCUGAAACAAUUUCGUGACUUGGAACGAGUCCACAUUCGCCAAUGUCUCGCGCUCCGUGUAGACCUGAGGAACAGUGAUAUCCCAGGACCUUUUGCGGCAUCGUUUACUCGGUUAUGGCAUAUGAACCACAUUUUAAAAGGUGAUCAGAACCUGGAGUUGAUUCGUCUACACGAGAAGCUAGGCCAUUUUGUCCGUGUGUCCUACGAUGAAGUCAGUGUCAGCCAUCCCGACGCCAUCAGCAAGAUCCUGCUGUCUCCCCUGCACAAGCUGACACUGUUGGAGGGCAACUGGUACAAAAUUCACGCCUUGCCAGAUUACCGCUUCCAAUCCCCCAUGAGCACUACAGACCCCAGAAAGAAGGUUAAAAAGUCGAGGUACAUUGCUGGCGCAUAUAGUGUGUCCAAUGUUGUUCGAUCUGAAGAACAUAUUGAUCGGACAUUUGAGCAGUUUCUGGAGUGGAUGAACCGGUAUGCCAAUGACAAGAAGCCAAUAUAUCUUGAUAAAUUUAUCUCUUACACCACUUUUGAUGUUAUCGGAGAAAUUGUCUUCUCCAAACAGUUCGGCUUUCUUGAACAGGGUAUAGAUAUCGGUGGUGCCAUCAGAAACUCGUUGGCUCUCAAUGCUUACGUCGCAGUUGCCGGAUACUUCAGAUGGAUUAAUGUUCUACUUGUCGCUAAUUCCUUGGUCACAUGGAUGGGUAUUAUGCCUAUGGGUCACCUUUUUAACACUACAGCUGCCGUGUUGGCGAAUCGAGAAAAGAAUCACGAUGUUCGCUACGAUGCUGUGUCAUAUUGGUUCUACCAACAUAGCCAACACCCCGAUAAGCUCACGAUCAGAGAAAUCAACACUCAGGCUCUUGCUGCUGUCGGUGCUGGCUCUGAUACUGUUGCGGCUGGUAUCCAGUCAUUUAUCUAUCACAUGAUACGUCAUCCCAAUGCAUGGGCUCGCGCUCAGACUGAGGUCCAGGAUGCUACCAAAAAGGGUUUGUGUGAAGAUAAUAUCGUUUCUUACGCAGAUGUUCAAGAACUCCCCUACGUACAAGCUUGUGUCAAAGAAGCGCUCCGCAUGUUUGGGCCAGUACCAAUGGGACUUCCAAGAAUAGCCCCCAGGGGCGGCUUGACCUUUGGUGAUCGUACUAUCCCAGAGGGUACAAUUGUAUCUGUGAGCCCUUGGGUUAUUCACCAUUCGAAGGAGUACUGGGGCGAAGAUGCUCAUGAGUUCAACCCCGAUCGGUGGUUAAAGGGUGAUGCAGUGGUGAAAGAGAAGUUCUAG
Molecule: messenger RNA, 1341 nt
Organism: Fusarium graminearum PH-1
Lineage: Eukaryota; Fungi; Ascomycota; Sordariomycetes; Hypocreales; Nectriaceae
Exons: 6
Coding region: 1-1341 (446 amino acids)
Molecular function (GO): heme binding; iron ion binding; monooxygenase activity
Source: RefSeq, a predicted model, not a curated record